Candidula unifasciata is the source of this 1539-nucleotide messenger RNA. The record is from the annotation of a GenBank genome assembly. Lineage: Eukaryota; Metazoa; Mollusca; Gastropoda; Stylommatophora; Geomitridae.
AUGUUAAGCAUCUUUGUGGUCACGGGACUCAUCGGCAACGUCUUGGUGCUGGUUGUCUACUCCAAGAAGUUUCGACUCAACCCCACUAAAGUCCUCAUUAUGACCAUCGCUAGUUUUGAUCUCAUCGCCAAUGUUGGGGCUAUACCAAGUGAGAUCAAUAUUAUGUUUGACUCCUGGAAUUUCAAGAGCCCAAGUGUCUGCAAGUCUAAAGUCUUCCUUGGAUCUUUCACUACAGUUGGAGGAGCCAUAUCGCUGUUGGUGGUUGCAGUUGUGAGAUACCGCAAAGUAUGUAGACCAUACGACUGGCAAGUUUCCAUCAGACAAGCCAUUAUCGCAAGCAUCGUCACUGCCAUUAUCUCCUUCCUGUUUGCCAUCCCCUACAUUAUCAUCUAUGGUGUCACGACGAGAAAGACACCAUGUCCUAACAUCAAAGGACACGAAUGUUUCGCAGACGACGCCUUUUUCUACACGGUGUGGCCGCUGGUUAACAACAUCUUAUUUGUGUUGCUGUAUUUAUCUUUAAGCGUGUCGAUGGUCGUGUUGUAUGUUUUAAUAGGCGUGACAGCCUGGAAGCACAGUCGAAUGUUUGUAGUGGCACACGGUGCUGUAAGAUGCGCAAGAGAGCACAAGCGAAAUGUUAAAUCUUGUGAGGCCGCAAAAGCUAGUCCAGUCUUUAGGACCCGACCAGUAGACUCAACAGACACAGAGCGAAUUGUGUCUCCUGAGAAGUUCUCGAGAGUCAGAUCAGCGAAAGAACUGUUUACCAAUGUAAGAACGAAUGCUCUUUUAUGUUGCAAAAAUCUGCAAACGAACGAGAAAAAUGAGGAAGAUACAAAAUCUUCUUCUCAAAAGACUUGUAGUACUACAGCUGCCACUGACAGUGAUGCCAUCAACAAAAGCUUGGAAACUAUUAACUCAGAAUCAAGUCUACCUUGCAAUUCAUCGCCUAUGUAUGCAAACGCUGUGCCUGCAAACAACACUUUUCACUGUCUUGACCACACACCAGAAAUGACUUCCGAAUCUUCAGAUCAAUACAACACGAGUGAAGGUGUCAUCAGAUUUGACAAAAAUGAAGGACUCGGUAAUGAGGUCAGAGUAACAUUAAACUAUCAGUUAGUACAGCCUGUUUCGAAUGAUGAAGAAGGAAAAGAUACUCAAAAGCAUGAAAAGGACAUACUGAAAUUCAAACAGAAUCAACUAAACACUGAAUCGAGCAACUGUAAAUCAAAGCCCGUUGCUAACGCCAAGAAAGAAGAACGACGUCGGCCAUUAGGCCGAAUGACGGCCAUGUUGAUAAUUAUCAGCGCCAUCUUUGUUCUUGGAUUUCUUCCGUUUCUAUCGUUAACUAUUUUUAAAAAUAGACUUCCGGAGACGUAUGCCAGCCUAAGCAUGGUGGAGCUAACUUUCUACAAUCUGUUCUACAGAUUAUAUUUCCUAAACAGCGCUGCUAAUCCCAUCAUAUACAGUCUGUGUGAUAUCAACUUUAGACGUGAAUGUAUUCGCUUACUAACGUGUCAGUCAAGAAAGCGGUUUAUAUAA